This is a messenger RNA of Scylla paramamosain (green mud crab), 945 nucleotides long. RefSeq names its product cilia- and flagella-associated protein 251-like. The coding region runs from base 1 to 744 and encodes 247 amino acids. NCBI's taxonomy places the organism in Eukaryota, Metazoa, Arthropoda, Malacostraca, Decapoda, Portunidae. The record is from RefSeq and is a predicted model, not a curated record. The transcript is spliced from 3 exons.
AUGUCACCAGGACGCGCUGCCUGCAUUCACACAUUCAAGGAGUAUCACGAGGAAGAAGAAGAAGAAGAAGAAGAAGAAGAAGAAGAAGAAGAAGAAGAAGAAGAAGAAGAAGAAGAAGAAGAAGAAGAAGAAGAAGAAGAAGAAGAAGAAGAAGAAGAAGAAGAAGAAGAAGAAGAAGAAGAAGAAGAAGAAGAAGAAGAAGAAGAAGAAGAAGAAGAAGAAGAAGAAGAAGAAGAAGAAGAAGAAGAAGAAGAAGAAGAAGAAGAAGAAGAAGAAGAAGAAGAAGAAGAAGAAGAAGAAGAAGAAGAAGAAGAAGAAGAAGAAGAAGAAGAAGAAGAAGAAGAAGAAGAAGAAGAAGAAGAAGAAGAAGAAGAAGAAGAAGAAGAAGAAGAAGAAGAAGAAGAAGAAGAAGAAGAAGAAGAAGAAGAAGAAGAAGAAGAAGAAGAAGAAGAAGAAGAAGAAGAAGAAGAAGAAGAAGAAGAAGAAGAAGAAGAAGAAGAAGAAGAAGAAGAAGAAGAAGAAGAAGAAGAAGAAGAAGAAGAAGAAGAAGAAGAAGAAGAAGAAGAAGAAGAAGAAGAAGAAGAAGAAGAAGAAGAAGAAGAAGAAGAAGAAGAAGAAGAAGAAGAAGAAGAAGAAGAAGAAGAAAACUCCGAGGAGGAGGAGGAGGAGGAGGAGGAGGAGGAGGAGGAGGAGGAGGAGGAGGAGGAGGAGGAGGAGGAGGAGGAGGAGUAUCAUAAAGGUUAAACAACUGACAGUGGAACCAAAAGAUAAGAUAAAGGAGGAGUUGGAGGAAGAAAAAACUAAGACAUAGGGGAGGAGGAAGAAGACGAGGAGGACAGCGAAGACGAGGCGAGCGUCAGGAGGGGACAGCGUCAUUAAAGUAAAAGAGAAGCUGAAAGUGAAGGGAAGCGAUGAGGCAAAGACACGGAAGGGCGGGUCAGUCUG